Messenger RNA from Penicillium paradoxum, 528 nucleotides. RefSeq names its product DUF202 domain-containing protein. The coding region runs from base 1 to 528 and encodes 175 amino acids. The transcript has 3 exons. Lineage: Eukaryota; Fungi; Ascomycota; Eurotiomycetes; Eurotiales; Aspergillaceae. The record is from RefSeq and is a predicted model, not a curated record.
AUGACCGAGCUCCAAGACUCAAUUUCUCCAUGUCACGAACGGGGGGUUCGUCCUCCUUACAACCCUCUUAUCAACCCAGUACAUUCCAAGCCGGUCCUCGUGGAAGAACACACCGAGUCCCAACGCCACAUCCUUCUCUCCCGCCCUUACUUCGGUGCGCUUCUGUUCGAAAACACCGCCUCCGAUGCCCGCGACCACUGCGCCAAUGAGCGCACUUUCCUCUCAUGGCUCCGUCUGUCGAUGUACUUGGCUGUAGUGUCACUGGCCAUCAUCAUCUCCUUUCAUUUCCGGGAUCAGCCCACCGGCCUAGAGAGGCGCAUGGCCCUACCCCUCGGCAUUAUUUUCUGGGUAUUGAGCUUGACUUGUCUGGCGAAUGGGUUUGCAAAUUACUCGCGUACGGUCAGGAAGUACGCGCGCAGGGCAGCGUUGGUGCAGAGUGGCUGGAAGACACAGGUUGUCUUCACGGUAGUUGGGACCGUUAUCCUGGGCAGUUGCAUUUUGUUUUUAUCGACGGAUCCGGCAGAGUAA